Drosophila erecta is the source of this 668-nucleotide messenger RNA. RefSeq names its product spliceosome-associated protein 49. The transcript has a single exon. The record is from RefSeq and is a predicted model, not a curated record. The coding region runs from base 129 to 437 and encodes 102 amino acids. Lineage: Eukaryota; Metazoa; Arthropoda; Insecta; Diptera; Drosophilidae.
GGAGCUUCGUAGUUCCAGUUUGUUUCGAGCGAGACGUGUUUUGUGUUGGCCUUUCCAGUACUCAACGCGUUGCUGGUUGGUGAAGUUGGCCCGGUUGACUGGUUGAUUGUUCGGCUAGUUAAUCAACUAUGCAGUACUAUGAAGAUCCAUGUGGCUGUCCUCCUCGCCAUCACCAUGGUCGUCCAAAUAUCGAAAUUGAUGUGGUUCCCGGUUGGAGUGGCGGCUACUAUCCGCCGCCGCCUCCGCCUCGGCCCACCGAGGUUGUCUACAUGACCCCGGCGGCCACCUAUGUGCCCGGCGCCCAGGUGAUGAUGCCGCAGCCGUACGGUGGCGUCACGAUGGCCACCAAUGGAUACUAUCCACAGCAGCAGCAGGCCUACGAGUACCAGUACCAGUAUCAGCAGCCCUACAACAAUCCACCGUAUCCGCAGUGGUGAACGAGUUCGGACUGGGAAACUAACCAUCACUUCAAUGUUCCACGACCACUUACAAAUAAAAUGUACUAUCGAUAGAGUGUAAGGAGCGAUAGAUAGCAGGAAAAGCAAAACAGAUAUCUCUUUGUCUUAAUCUUAAGUUGAAUUGGCAACGCAGAGUGGUGCAAUUGUGUUGAUAAUGGGUUCCUAGGCAAUAAGUGCCAUUGAGGUUACAAAUUUGAAAGCAACGGAAGG